CUCAAUUGCCGCCGCGUUUUUAAAUGUUAAGUGUUUUUGUGAUUAUCCACCAAUGAAACAUCCCCUUAAAGUUCAGCAGCCCUCUGAUAAUGAGGAAGACGACUCAGAAAGCUUUAAAAAAGUUAGGCGUGUAGUCUGCAAAGGUAAAGCACCAGUCGACGUUGAAUGUGUUGCUAAAGUCAAUUCAGCUUAUGUUUAUUAUGAAGGCGAUGAUAUUUACGAUGCCAUGCUAAAUCAGACUAAUGUUCAAAAUAAUAACAAUAAAUACUACAUUAUACAGCUUUUAAAAGAUGAAAGUAUAAACAAUUACUCAGUUUGGUUUCGUUGGGGUCGAGUUGGGAAAUCUGGCCAAAAUAAACUUGAAAAUUUUGGUGGUAAUUUACAAGCUGCUAAGAGUUGUUUUGAAAAAAAGUUUCUAGACAAAACACUAAAUCAGUGGAGAGAAAGAAGGAAUUUCAUAAAACACAAUGGAAAGUAUGAUAUGGUCGAAAUUGAUUAUGGUGUACAAGAUGAAAACGCAACUGCAAAGAAAAAGAAGGUUAAAGAAGUUAAAUCACGACUUCCUGUUGCCGUGCAGGUACUUAUGAAAUUAAUAUGUGACUUUAGUAACAUGGAACAAGUUAUGACUGAACUAAAAUAUGAUUCACGCCGAGCUCCUUUAGGAAAGCUUAGUAAAUCACAAAUUUGUGCAGGUUAUAAAGCAUUGGAUAACAUAUCCCAAAUGAUUGGUGCCUUGUCAGCUUUAAGUCAAGCGUGUAAUACUGAAACAGAAACUAAGCCAAGGGGCAGAGUAAAACGUAUCGUCAAAACAAAUGUGGGUGAUAAACGUAAACUUGAAGAACAAUUACUGUUGGCCUGUAAUGAUUUCUAUACACGGAUACCUCACGAUUUUGGUAUGCGUAUACCACCGGUUAUUCGUACAAUGCCUGAAGUCAAAUCAAAAAUUGAACUACUAGAAGCCUUAUCCGAUAUUGAAUUUGCUGUAAAUAUUUUGAAGAAUAAUCAAUCAUCUACUGAAAAUAUUAUUGAUGUAAAUUAUAAACGACUGAAUUGUGACAUUAAACCUCUGCGAUCAACUGAUCCAAUGUAUUCGUUGUUAACCGAUUACAUGCACGAAACACAUGGAGUUACACAUAAUUGGUAUACAUUGGAAAUAUUAGAUAUAUUCGAAUGUCAAAAAUCUGCAGAACAAGGAGAAUUCAAAGAUUACGGGAAUAGGAUGCUUCUUUGGCAUGGAAGUCGUUUAACUAAUUGGGUUGGCAUUUUAGGCAGAGGUUUACAAAUUGCUCCGCCUGAAGCUCCAUCUUCUGGUUAUAUGUUUGGAAAAGGUGUAUAUUUUGCUGAUUGUUCAUCGAAAUCAGCCAAUUAUGUUUAUCCAACACAAGCUAACAACGUUGGACUCAUGAUUGUUUGUGAGGUCUCAUUAGGUAAACAAAGAGAAUUAUAUCAAUCAUGUUCUAAUGCUCAUGAAAAUCUCGCUGAUUAUCAUAGUGUAAAAGGUGUUGGUAAAUGGCGAACAGAUUCUGCAACAUGGAAAACUUUGAAUGAUGGUGUUAUAGUACCAUGUGGUAAAUUAAUUCAAGCACCUGAAAUUGAAGCAAAUAAAUGUAUUUUACAAUUUAAUGAAUAUAUUGUCUAUUGUGUAAAUCAAAUACGUUUACGAUAUUUACUGAAGGUGAAAUUUAAUUUUGUUCAUUAAAAUAUCUAUGUCAGUAUUGUCCUAUUUGGUUAUUGUUAUUUUUCCCUAAUUUUUUUCUUUUUACAUACAAAUUUUAUUGACUGUAACGAUCCCUUUUAGUAACUAUGAUAUUUUCGUUUUUUAUAUAUGAUAAGAUUACUGAAAUGUUUUUUUUUAUUAUUUUGUAUAAUAAAAAUUAUAUACGUAUAAUCUUGAUCAAUGAUUAGAUCUAUUUUUUAUUAUGAGUUGGUUUUCUUUUGUUGUUUAGUCAUAACAGAAGGGUUUUUGUGGAUAUUAUAGUAAUUUCAAUGGUUGAGAUCAUGAGUCAAUUGAGGCUAGAUCACCACAAAAAACCUGGACGGCCGUUUCGUUCUAUUGUGAGACUCCCCAGCACUGUACAUCCACGAUCCCGCUCCGCGAGAUUCGAACGCGGGACCUACCAGUCUCGCGCGGGAGCGCUUAAUCCCUAGACCAUUGAGCCGUGUUAAUGACUGACUUCAACCAAUCCACGAAAUUGAGCGACUAUUUAAUCAUAAUUUAAUUUUUAAGCAAUUGGUAUAUCUUCCAACAACAUUCUUUAUAUAUUGUCUGUAAAAUCAGUAACUUUUUACAUUACCAAUAACACAAAGAUCAAUAAAAUAGAUUAAAACUACUCAUUGCCCUCUCACAGCGAGGGUGUUGUUUACGAAAAUG
This is a messenger RNA of Schistosoma curassoni, 2371 nucleotides long. Lineage: Eukaryota; Metazoa; Platyhelminthes; Trematoda; Strigeidida; Schistosomatidae. The record is from the annotation of a GenBank genome assembly.